Molecule: messenger RNA, 2447 nt
Organism: Myodes glareolus (Bank vole)
Lineage: Eukaryota; Metazoa; Chordata; Mammalia; Rodentia; Cricetidae
Gene: Abt1
Product: activator of basal transcription 1
Biological process (GO): endonucleolytic cleavage in ITS1 to separate SSU-rRNA from 5.8S rRNA and LSU-rRNA from tricistronic rRNA transcript (SSU-rRNA, 5.8S rRNA, LSU-rRNA); small-subunit processome assembly; endonucleolytic cleavage in 5'-ETS of tricistronic rRNA transcript (SSU-rRNA, 5.8S rRNA, LSU-rRNA)
Cellular component (GO): nucleolus
Molecular function (GO): RNA binding
Source: RefSeq, a predicted model, not a curated record
ACGGAUUUACGGCUGUCGUGCUCCCCGUAUCCGCCAUCAUGAAAGCCGCGGAGUUGGUGGAGGAGCGAAGGGCGCCGAUGGAGGGAGGAUCGCAGGAAGAGGCAGAGCGGAAUACAGAUGCGGCGGAGGAGCAGGAGGAGCCCGAGGAAGCGGACUGCGACAGCAGCAGCAAGAAGAAGAAGAGGGUAGUGCCGGGUAUUGUUUACCUGGGACACGUCCCGCCGCGAUUCCGGCCCUUGCACGUUCGCAACCUGCUCAGCGCCUACGGUGAGGUGGGACGCGUUUUCUUCCAGGCCGAAGACCGCUUUGUGAGACGCAAAAAGAAGGCAGCUGCGGCUGCAGGAGGGAAGAAGGCAGCUAAAUACAGCAAGGACUAUACAGAAGGCUGGGUGGAAUUCCGUGACAAGCGCAUAGCCAAGCGAGUGGCAGCCAGUCUACAUAACACGCCCAUGGGUGCCCGCAGGCGCAGCCCCUUCCGUUAUGACCUCUGGAACCUCAAGUAUUUGCAUCGUUUUACUUGGUCUCAUCUCAGCGAACACCUUGCCUUUGAGCGCCAGGUGCGGAGGCAGCGCCUAAGAGCAGAGGUUGCCCAAGCAAAGCGAGAGACUGACUUCUAUCUUCAAAGUGUUGAACGGGGAAAACGCUUCCUUGCAACUGAUGGGGAUGCUACUCGCCCGAAUAGCUCCUGGACAUUUGCUCAACGUCCCACUGAGCAGGAGCUGAGGGCCCGGAAGGCAGCGCGGCCAGGAGGGCGGGAACGAGCUCGACUGGCAAACUUCCAAGACCAGGCCCGAUCCAACAAAGGGCUCCUUGCCAGGAUAUUUGGAGCCCCUCCUCCUGCAGAGAGCAAAGAAGAACCAUAGCCAGCAAGGGACUCCUGGUUGAAAAGGAAGCCACUUGUACCUACCAGCCCUGCUCUCUCCCACAGAGUGUAACCAACAGCCCAGGAAGAUAUAUUCUCUCUAUUCUGCAGACCAAGGGUCUGGUAAAAGGGCCUUUUUUUGUAGGCCUCUUUUACCCACCCUGAUCAAAUCCUGUAAGUGCCCAGCUGAGAACUUACUCUUACUCUCCAGGCUGAUUACUCCUGGAAGUGCCUGUUUUCUUUUGUUGGACUUCUGGUUGCCUGCCUCUUUCUCAGUGGGCUGCUAGCAAUUUCUGGCUUGAAAAGUGUGGAUUUGCCUUCCACUAGCGUAGCCAUGACAAGUCCAUGUGAUCUAUGGUGUUCAUUCACUGUGAUAGGCGACAGAAUUAACAGGAAUUGACUUAGUGGCCCAAUUUGAAGUUUUUGUUUGAAAAUAAAAAAUAAUCCAAAGCUACAGAAAAACCCUGUUUCAAAAAAACAAAACAAAAAAAUUGUAUGUGUUUAGUUUUUUAGGUGGGAAUCGUUGAGUGAGUUUCAGCUUCUUUUGAAGCCAAACUCAGUUACUCUGGUGCAGACAUAAUCCUUGUCUACUCAUGACUCAUUUUGAGAUAGGGCCUCACUCAAGUAUUCAGGGCCAUGGGUUUAUUCUGUAAGUUACUGGUAAGCCUUGAGCUAACUCUGUGGCCAGGUAGGCCCUGAACUUGAAAUCCUGUCUCAGGCUCCCAAAGAGCUGAGAUUAUAGGUAUGUGUCAACAAACCUAGCUUCAAUGUUAAACAUACAUACAUACAUACAUAUAUACAUAAAAUAAUUUAUGUUCCUUUUCUUUGUACGAUAAGUUUCUCAUCUUGAAAAGAUGUUUACAAGUUAUGAACCCUAUCUUUUAAAAUGUUUCAGUACUCAUUUUGGUUUGUGCCUUAUGUAUAAAAAUUAUACAUGUGGUAAGAAAGAUACUACUAGAUGUAGGGAAAAAAGACAGCUGCUGUAUGAGCCAGACCUUCAUGGGUCCUUUCUGCCUGCCUUUACAGCCCCUGUUCCUAUCUCCAUUCCUCUUCCUCAGCCCAGUCCACACUGUGGCUCUGUCACAUGAACCACCCUCCUCAGCACCUUCUGAAACUUCUCUUCCAACAGCCUGACACCUGGCCUCUUGCUCCCUUCUCUACAAGCUCAGGUGUAUUUCUUCUUCGUGAUCAAGUCAGAUAGGAUGUCAGGCUGGCUUCCCUGGCUUCCCCUCCCUAGGUGGGUGCUCUGCUUCUGUGGAGCUGGAACACUGAUUUCUGUCUGGGGUGACAUUCCUCCUAUUUUACCGUAAUUGUUAUUUGCUUCCUUGGUGUUCUUAGGAAUGAAGAUUGAACUUUUAUCUUUCGCUCCUUGGGGUUUCAGUUAAUAAAUAUUCACUAACUCUUUGAGUUGCUGUGAGGAGAGAGAUUAUAAAAAUCCUGAAGAAUAUGUUCUGCACAUUACCUGUGAUGUUUACUUUGACAACCAAUUCUGGAACUAUUUCUACUUGUGACAGUGGUAAGGAGUGGCAGGAAGUUCUUUGUCUAAAGAGUCACAUAGCUAAUAAAAGGGAGAGUUGCAUCUUCA